ACUUUUUAAAUUUGUUGUUGUUUACUUCUGCUUUCGUUGCUUUCGAUUGAGCGAAGCGGAUUUAAAGGGAUUUAUUGUUAAAUUAAUUAAGGUCAAUUUUCAGAUUAAAUGUCGGAAAAUAUAUUUCUCUUUGUUCCGAACUUAAUCGGCUAUGCCAGAAUUCUACUGGCAAUCAUCUCCUUCUAUUAUAUGCCUACUAAUUACUUAAAGGCAACAUUCUGCUAUUUAUUAAGUGGAUUUCUGGAUGCUAUUGAUGGCUAUGCUGCAAGAUGGUUGAAUCAAGGUACAAAGUUUGGAGCGAUGUUGGAUCAACUUACGGACCGUUGUGCUACAAUGUGUUUACUUGUAGUUCUUUCAUGCUUUUAUCCCAAAUGGAUGAUUCUUUUUCAAUUAAGUAUGGCUAUUGAUAUAGCUGGGCACUGGAUUCAUCUGCAUGGGUCAAUGAUGCAAGGUAAAACUAGUCACAAGUUUAUUGAUCCUUCUUCAAAUCCGAUAAUACAUCUUUAUUAUACUUCCAGGCCUGUUUUAUUCUUCAUGUGUGCUGGAAAUGAACUGUUCUAUAGUAUGCUUUAUCUUGUCUAUUUUACUUCUGGGCCCACAGUUUUAGGAAUAGGACUUUUCAAACUGCUGGUCUACCUCACUACUCCUAUUGCUAUUGUUAAAACCUUAAUAACACUCCUUCAAAUGUAUGUGGCAUCUGUCAAUAUUAGUAUUAUUGAUGUGAAUGAUCGUGCCAUUGAAUCCAAGAAAAAACAUUAGAAAUUCAUUAUGUAUCUUUUACUUACUGGGAAACUUUGAAGAUAUUUAGUUGUUGAUAUUUCCUAAUAAUGAUAUAUAUUAUACAAAUAUUUCAAUGUAUUUAUAGAAUCAUAUAAAAAUAUAUAACCGUCAGCUUCUUAAAUUGACUUUUAUAUUAAAUAUCUAUUUUUAAAAAAGUUAUUUUUUUAAAAUCAGACUUGAUUUAAUUAGCAUUAGAUGGAAUCAUUAAUUAAAAUCAUUCAUUUGCUUAGGCAAAACAAUUAAGAAAUAUUAGUUUUUCAGGAUUUGUCAAUAUUUCUUGAAUUGCUUUAAUCACUUUUAGGUUAAUGUUUGUAAAUAUACUUAAACACAUUAUAUUUAAAGUUGUUUAUGUAUUAAGUAUUUUUUAAAUUAAGUAAUAUGAGUUGAUUUUUGUUCAAAAUAAAAUCAUACCUAAAAAC
Messenger RNA from Parasteatoda tepidariorum (common house spider), 1199 nucleotides. It is a transcript of the gene Pis, whose product is annotated as phosphatidylinositol synthase. Gene Ontology annotation, cellular component: Golgi apparatus; membrane. Lineage: Eukaryota; Metazoa; Arthropoda; Arachnida; Araneae; Theridiidae. The record is from RefSeq and is a predicted model, not a curated record. Gene Ontology annotation, biological process: phosphatidylinositol biosynthetic process. Gene Ontology annotation, molecular function: CDP-diacylglycerol-inositol 3-phosphatidyltransferase activity.